This is a messenger RNA of Aspergillus campestris IBT 28561, 1856 nucleotides long. RefSeq lists its product as uncharacterized. The transcript is spliced from 4 exons. Lineage: Eukaryota; Fungi; Ascomycota; Eurotiomycetes; Eurotiales; Aspergillaceae. The coding region runs from base 1 to 1806 and encodes 601 amino acids. The record is from RefSeq and is a predicted model, not a curated record.
AUGGCUAGCCAUCGCAUAACUCGACUCGGUCUCCAACCCCCGACUGUUGAUUUCAUCGACAAUGAGCUUCCAGAUUACCAUCCCAUCUUUGUCAACCCUCCAGCUCGCUACGACCCCACAUCUGGGAAGUAUAUCCCAAAUGACCAGAUGCUCACGCCGCAGUCGGCGAGUAUCAGUCGGACGGUCCGUUCAUCUGUAUCGCCGAAGAGCCAUUGCGUUGCUCCAAGGCCAGCCUUGAAUGACCCCCAAACAUUUCAGUUUUGGAACGACGUCUUCCCUGAAGCCAUGUAUAGACUUCGGUCGGGAGAUCGGGAGCCCAAAGGCCUAGUGGAAACUGCCUAUAGCAUCCGAGGUCAGAAACAUUGGGAGGCCGUGUAUGAGAUACUUCGAUCGGCGCGCGACAAAUACGACCAGGGUGGAUUGGUUCGAAGGGCGAGAAGAAAGGUUGCCGAUCACAUCGGUCCUGUCGCAGAGGCUACAAAUAUAGCCUCUCAAGUCGCGCCCGGCAGCACUUAUUCUACUCCAGUUCUAGGGUCACUGAAGGUUCUCUUGGGUGCUGUCAAAACCGCUGCAAGCGUACGCAGCGAGGUCCUUGGGAGUCUGGAAAACCUCAUUCCCACAUUCUCAACCGCCGAGUUGUUCCUUGGAAUAUUUCGCAACGAUGCUAACAUUAGAGAAGCUUCCAUACAGUUGACCAUCAGUACACUUGUUGCGAUCGAACGGGCGAUUGUCUUCUUCAUUCGGCAUGAGGUUCGGAAAGCAGGCAAUGCGAUAUUCCAGGGAGCGGAUUACGAAAAGGGCUUGCUCGACAGCCUUCAGAUGAUCAACACCAAAGCCACGGGUCUGGCGGGAGAAGCACAAAAGUCCCACAUAUAUCAGUCUCACCUGGGUAAACAUAUCACUGCCAACCACUAUGCAUUGCUGAAAGCCGAGAAUGUCCGGCUUCGCAGCACCUCUCCAUUCGAGCCAGCAAGUUGGGUUCCAUCGACACAGACACAAACACCUAUCACGAACGUCCACCUCAGCCAAGAGGCUUUGAGCAGAAUUCUGAAUGUCUCCGACUUUGACAUCUCAGAUAUAGACUUUGUCAUCGCCAAAAAGGGCCUUCUCCCUGCCAAACAACGAGCCCAGGUCGAACAAGCUGUCAACACGCAACACUUUCAGCAAUGGAUCGUGUCCCCGUUCUCAGCAAAGCUCCUAAUCCACUGGGACUUCCAGCUGCCCGAGACAAUCAGUGGCAUCUCACCUCUGUCGAGCCUGUGCGUGUCUCUAGCGCAGGGACUCGGGGCUCACGACCAGUUCAUGUGUGCGGUGUUUUUCUGCGGGCGGCAUACUGACGCAACAGACGCUGGUGAUUACAUCGGAGGACGGGCAAUGCUCACCAGCCUCAUCCGGCAGCUGCUCCGACAAUGCGAGUUCGACACUCGCUCAUUAUCCCAGCAGGUCCAUGUGCCUUCUUUACAACAGGACAGGUUGGAUGAGUUGAUCACCCUAUUAGUCUGCAUCGUACGCCAGGUGCCGAAGUCGACUACUCUGUUUUUCAUAAUCGAUGGUGUGUCUCUCUUCGAGCGCGAAGAGUUCCAAGACGGCGCUCUGGGGGUCCUCUCGACAUUGUUGGGCCUCGUCCGCGAUCCGGUCGUUUUCGCUACCCUCAAGGUACUCUUCACGAGCACACCUGGUACAGAGAUAGUGAGGGCUGCGUUUGAACCGGAUGAUCUGGUUCUCGAUAUCAGUGGACUACCACAAAGCGAGUGGGAGCCAAGGGAAGAACGAAUGAUGAGGGAGCUAGAGGGGAGGUUCGAUUGAAGCAGGUUAGGCUUAAGUUCUCUUGCGGAUAGGGCGGGAGCGAGGCAGAG